AUGAGCUGGCAAUCCGGCAGCAUCCGAAGUGGAGGUGGGAGCAAGGGCUUCAGUACAGUCUCUGCUGUGGUUCCAAGUAGCCACAGAGCCAGCUUCAGUUCGGUUUCCGUGUCAAGAGGCGGCGGAGGUUUCGGAAGGCUCAGCGGCGGAGGCAGUUUUGGCAGCCGGAGCCUCUAUAACCUAGGGGGCACUAAGAAAAUUUCCAUCGGUGGUGGGAGCAACCUCCGGAGUGGAUUUGGGGGUGGAGCUGGUGGUGGCUUCGGUCUUGGCGGCGGAGGUCAUGGUGGCGGAUCUAGCUUUGGUGGGGGAGCUGGCGGUGGUGGGCUCAGUAUUGGUGGUGGAGCCGCUGGGAGUGGAUUUGGCUUUGGUGGCAGUGGGCUUGGUUUUGGUGGCGGGGGAGGCUUUGGUGGAGGUAGAAGUCCAGCAGGAUUUGGGGGUGGCAAUUUACCUGGCAUGGGUACCAUCCAAGAAGUGACCGUCAACCAAAGUCUCCUGGCGCCACUGAACCUGGAGAUUGACCCAAACAUCCAACAGGUGCGAAAAGAGGAGAAGGAGCAGAUUAAGAGUCUCAACAAUAAAUUUGCUUCUUUCAUUGACAAGGUCCGCUUCCUGGAGCAGCAGAACAAGGUGCUUGAGACCAAGUGGACCCUGUUGCAGGAUCAGGGUCAGAAAUCCAAUUCCAACAAGAAUAACCUUGAACCCUUCUUUGAGUCUUAUAUCAACAACCUGAGGAAGCAGCUGAACAACCUAUUAAAUGAAAGAGGGCGGAUGGAGGGAGAACUGAAGAACACGCAGGACCUUGUAGAGGAUUUUAAGAACAAAUACGAAGACGAAAUCAACAGGCGCACAGCCGCGGAGAAUGAGUUUGUGGUGCUCAAGAAGGAUGUGGAUGCCGCCUAUAUGAACAAGAUAGACCUGGAGGCCAAGGUGGAUGCGUUGAUGGAUGAGAUCCACUUCCUCAGAACCCUCUAUGACGCGGAACUGGCCCAGCUGAAUGCCCAGGUGUCUGACACCUCCGUCAUCCUGUCGAUGGACAACAACCGAGACCUGGACCUUAGCAGCAUCGUGAACGAAGUCAAAGCUCAGUACGAGGACAUUGCUAACAGGAGCCGAGCCGAGGCCGAGUCAUGGUAUCAGAACAAGUUCGAGGAGCUGCGAGCCACUGCUGGGAAACACGGCGAUGACCUGCGGAACACAAAGGGAGAAAUCUCAGAGCUCAACCGGCUGACCCAGAGGUUACGGGCCGAGAUUGAGAAUGCAAGGAACCAGUGCGCCAGUCUGCAGACGGCGAUCGCGGACUCCGAGGAGCGUGGCGAGCUGGCGCUCAAAGAUGCCAGGAUGAAGGUGGCUGAUCUGGAGGAUGCUCUCCAGAAGGCCAAGCAGGACAUGACGCGCCAGCUGCGGGAGUACCAGGAGCUGAUGAACGGAAAGCUGGCCCUGGAUAUCGAGAUCGCCACCUACAGGAAGCUGCUGGAGGGAGAGGAGAGCAGGCUGAGCGGAGAAGGCGUCAUCCCCGUCAGCUACUCGGUGGUCAGCUCUAGCGCUGGAGUUGGUGGCGGAGCUGGUUUAGGAGGAGGAUUUGGCGGUUUUAGCUCAGCAGGAGGCGGAGGAGGAUUCGGCUAUGGAGGUGGAAGUGGUCUCGGUCUCGGAGGCGGAGGGUUCGGCUUUGGAAGCGGCGGCGGCUUCGGAGGGGGCAGUGGCUUUGGCUAUGGAGGUGGCAGCGGGCUGAGCGCCGGAGGAGGAAAUUUCAGCACCGGAAGCGGGAAAGGCACUGGGGUGGGAACCAGCGUGGGCGUGAAAAUUGUCUCCAAAACCUCUUCCAGCAAAAAGACCAUUAAAACCACCAUGAGUCGAAUCUCCAUGAGAAAAUCAACAAGCGGGGGUGGAAGCAAGACCUUCAGCUCAGGUUCUGCUGGCUUAGGCGGAGGUUUUGGUGGUGGUGGUGGUGGCAGAAGCAGCUUCAGCUCGGUCUCUGUCUCUCGAGUUGGAGGAGGAAGAGCUGGUGGCUUUGGAGGUGGUGGCGGUGGUGGUUUUGGCAGCAGAAGCCUAUAUAGCCUAGGUGGAAAUAAAAGAGUUUCCUACAGUACUGUCGGCGGAGGUCUCCGGAGUGGAUUUGGUGGUGGUGGAGGAUACGGUUUUGGAGGAGGAUCAGGCAUUGGCUUUGGUUACGGUGGUGGAGCAGGCGGUGGUUUUGCUCUCGGUGGAGGUGGCGGGUAUGGGUUAGGUGGUGCUGGCGGUGGCUAUGGGUUGGGUGGCCCUGGGUUCGGUGGAAGGGGUGGCCCUGGGUUUCCCGUUUGUCCACCUGGCGGCAUCCACGAAGUGACCGUCAACCAGAGCCUCUUGGCGCCGCUCCACCUGGAUAUCGACCCGGAGGUCCAGAAAGUGAAAGUGCAGGAGAGAGAACAGAUCAAGACCCUCAACAACAAAUUUGCCUCCUUCAUCGACAAGGUCCGAUUCUUGGAGCAACAGAACAAAGUAUUGGAGACCAAAUGGACUCUACUGCAGGAACAGGGUCAGACGACUGUCAAACGGAGCCUGGAGCCUCUUUUUGAAGCCUACAUUAAUAACCUCAGGAGGCAGCUAGAUAACCUUUUGGGGGAGAGAGGAAGGCUGGAUUCAGAACUGAGGAACAUGCAAGACAUGGUGGAGGAUUUCAAGAAUAAAUAUGAAGAUGAAAUCAACCGGCGCACAGCUGCAGAGAAUGACUUUGUGGUGCUCAAGAAGGAUGUGGACGGCUCCUACAUGAACAAGGUCGAGUUGCAGGCCAAAGCAGACGCGCUGGCCGAUGAAAUUAAUUUCCUGAGAGCUCUGUAUGAAGCGGAACUGAGCCAGAUGCAGCAGCAGGUCUCCGACACCUCCGUCAUCCUGUCUAUGGACAACAACCGAAGCCUGGACCUGGACAGUAUCAUCCGGGAGGUCAAAGCCCAGUACGAGGAGAUUGCCAACAGGAGCAGAACUGAGGCAGAGUCUUGGUACCAGACUAAGUUUGAGGAGCUGCAGAUCUCUGUCGGGCGGCACGGUGAUGACCUGCGCAACACAAAGGUCGAAAUUUCCGAGAUCAACCGGAUGAUCCACAGGCUGCGGAAUGAAAUCGACAACGUGAAGAAGCAGUGCGCCAACCUGCAAGCGGCCAUUGCCGAGGCCGAGGAGCGCGGCGAAAUGGCCCUCAAGGACGCCCGAGCGAAACUGGCUGAGCUGGAGGAUGCCCUGCAGAAGGCCAAGGCAGACUUGGCGCGCCAGCUGCGGGAGUACCAGGAGCUGAUGAACGUCAAGCUGGCCCUGGAUAUCGAGAUCGCCACCUACAGGAAGCUGCUGGAAGGAGAGGAGAGCAGGCUGGCAGGAGAGGGAGUUGGACCCGUGAGCAUCUCGGUGGUCAGUUCCUCGACUGGAUACAGUGGCGGAGGCAGCCUGGGAGGAGGAUACGGAGGUGGGCUUUCCCUGGGAGGUGGCGGAGGAGGUGGCGGCUACGGUCUCGGCAUGGGAGGCGGGAGCGGAUUCGGCCUUGGCGGCGGCGGCGGCGGCGGCAGCGGAUAUGGCUACGGAAGCGGGAUGAGCAUUGGAGGUGGCAGUGGUUUCAGCUCUGGAAGUGGAAGAGGCCUGAGUGGAAGUCUGAGCUCCGGAGGGAGGAGCGGCUCCAGCGUGAAAAUCGUAUCCAAGACCACGACCAGCAAAAAAUCCAUCAGAUAAAGACGAGGCCCCCAGCGAUCCCCGCAUGAAUGAAAACACGUUUCCUACCUACUGAAAGCAAGUGCAGCCCUUAGAAAUCCAUUGUGUAAAUAGCUGAGCUAAUCCCCACACUCGAGUCCUUUCACCUUUUCCCCGCGGAUUGGGUACAGCCAGGAUCUUACCAUGGAAAUCAGGAAUGUUGUAGGCCAAAGCAUUGCUUGCAAUCUGUUUCACAUGUGGGGUUCUGACCAGCACAGAGGCCAGACCGUAUUCCUGAUUCGGCACGUGCUUUAAUGUUCAUUCCCAUUGGAAUCGGGAACUUAAAGAUAAGCUGAAGCGCUUUGCUGAAUCGGGACCCAUCUGAUCACCACGAC
Messenger RNA from Terrapene triunguis (Three-toed box turtle), 4040 nucleotides. RefSeq names its product keratin, type II cytoskeletal 3-like. Lineage: Eukaryota; Metazoa; Chordata; Testudines; Emydidae. The transcript has 18 exons. Gene Ontology annotation, cellular component: keratin filament. The record is from RefSeq and is a predicted model, not a curated record. Gene Ontology annotation, molecular function: structural constituent of skin epidermis. Bases 1 to 3687 code for a protein of 1228 amino acids. Gene Ontology annotation, biological process: keratinization; intermediate filament organization.